Molecule: messenger RNA, 2131 nt
Organism: Perognathus longimembris pacificus (Pacific pocket mouse)
Lineage: Eukaryota; Metazoa; Chordata; Mammalia; Rodentia; Heteromyidae
Gene: Eif2a
Product: eukaryotic translation initiation factor 2A
Exons: 14
Coding region: 80-1861 (593 amino acids)
Biological process (GO): translational initiation
Cellular component (GO): cytosolic small ribosomal subunit
Molecular function (GO): protein binding; mRNA binding; tRNA binding
Source: RefSeq, a predicted model, not a curated record
AAGCGCUCUCCGUCAGCCUCCACGCGGGAGGAGACGUGUAGGGGCCGGGUUCGGCCCGCGCUGACCCCUGGCCCGGCGUAUGGGGUUCUUCUUCCGGAACGACAUGGCGCCCUCCGCGCCGCUGCUGACAGUCCGAGGAUCUGAAGGUCUGUACAUGGUGAAUGGACCACCGCACUUUACAGAAAGUACAGUGUUUCCAAGAGAACCUGGAAAAAAUUGCAAAGUCUAUACCUUUAGUAAAGAUGGGACCUUGUUUGCCUGGGGCAAUGGAGAAAAAGUCAAUAUUAUUAAUGUCACUAACAACGGACUACUGCACUCCUUCGACCUCCCAAAGGUGGUUUGCCUUGAAUUCUCACCAAAAAGCACUGUCCUGGCAACAUGGCAGCCUUACACUACUUCUAAAGAUGGCACAGCUGGAAUACCCAACCUACAACUUUAUGAUGUGAAAACUGGGGCGUGUUUGAAAUCUUUCAUACAGAAAAAAAUGCAAAAUUGGUGUCCAUCGUGGUCAGAUGAUGAAAUUAUUUGUGCACGAAAUGUUAACAAUGAAGUCCACUUCUUUGAAAACAACAAUUUUAACACAAUUGUAAACAAAUUGCAUUUGCAAAAAGUUAAUGAUUUUGUUUUGUCACCUGGACCCCAGCCCUACAAGGUAGCUGUCUGUGUGCCGGGAAGUAAAGGAGCGCCUUCGUUUGUGAGAUUGUAUCAAUACCCCAACUUUACUGGGCCCCAUGCAGCACUUGCCAAUAAAAGUUUCUUUAAAGCUGAUAAGGUUACAAUGCUGUGGAAUAAAAAAGCUACUGCUGUGUUGGUGAUAGCUAGCACAGAGGUGGACAAGACGGGCGCUUCAUACUAUGGAGAGCAGACGCUGCACUACAUAGCCACAAAUGGAGAGAGUGCUGUUGUGCAGCUACCAAAAAAUGGCCCCAUUUAUGAUGUUGUUUGGAAUUCUAGUUCUACUGAGUUUUGUGCUGUGUAUGGUUUCAUGCCUGCCAAAGCUACGGUUUUCAACUUGAAGUGUGACCCUGUGUUUGACUUUGGAACUGGUCCUCGCAAUGCAGCCUACUAUAGCCCUCACGGACACAUACUGGUACUGGCUGGGUUCGGGAAUCUGCGGGGACAGAUGGAAGUGUGGGACGUGAAAAACUACAAACUGAUCGCUAAGCCAGUGGCUUCUGAUUCUACGUAUUUUGCUUGGUGUCCAGAUGGUGAGCAUAUUUUAACAGCCACAUGUGCUCCGAGGCUACGUGUUAAUAAUGGGUAUAAGAUUUGGCAUUAUACUGGCUCCGUCCUAUACAAGCAUGAUGUGCCAUCAAAUGGAGAGUUAUGGCAGGUUUCUUGGCAGCCAUUUUUGGAUGGAGUAUUUCCAGCAAAAGCAAUAACUUACCAAGCUGUUCCAAGUGAGGUUCCCAGUGAAGAACCUAAGGUUGCAACCGCUUAUAGACCCCCAGCCUUGCGAAACAAACCGGCCACCAACUCCAAACUACAUGAAGAGGAACCACCCCAGAACAUGAAACCACACCCAGGAGGUGAUAAACCAUUGUCAAAGACAGCCCUGAAAAACCAGAGGAAGCACGAGGCCAAGAAAGCUGCAAAGCAGGAAGCAAGACAUGACAAGAGUCCAGAUUUGGCACCUGCUUCAGCUCCACAGAGCACACCCCGAAACACCAUCUCCCAGUCAGCUUCUGGCGACCCUGAAAUAGACAGAAAGAUUAAGAACCUGAAGAAGAAACUGAAAGCGAUAGAGCAACUGAAGGAGCAAGCUGCCACUGGAAAGCAGUUAGAGAAAAAUCAGUUGGAAAAAAUUCAAAAAGAGACAGCCCUUCUCCAGGAGCUGGAAGAUUUGGAAUUGGGUGUUUGAAGAUUCACUGAAAGCAAGUUGGUUACCAGAAAUCAGUGUAAACACAUCUUCAUGGAAUACCCAUGUGCCUCGAUAGUGCUGCUUUUUAACCAUUCAUCUGAGAUUCUGCAUAUGUAGGGCUAUUUCAUGAUUUCAUUAAAUUGACAUUACAUCCUAAAUCAUGUCACGUGACAGAAAGAUAUACACAAAUUUUUAGCUAAGGUUGAUACAUUGAAAGAUACUGUUUUUUUUUUAAGAACAGUGUUUACUAUAUAAAUGAAUAAAGAGAUU